AUGUUCUCCUCUGCUUUCAAGUCAUUCAACUCAAACAUCACCGCAAAUUACGAGGUAUCAAAACAACCCACAGCGACAGCAGGAGUUUGGACGAUAUUCGACGCCAAGAAGAAGAGCACUAAUGCCCAGGCCUCGAUCUUCGUCUUCAAGCGCGAAUCACUUGAAGUCCGCAGUGACGGUUUUGGAGCCAGGUCAAGUGCGACUUCGAUUCGGAAAGUCCAAGAUGAAGUCGUCGAGCGGCUCAAGAAGGAGGCCAGCAGUCUAGCACGAUUACGCCAUCCCUCAGUCCUCCAGCUAGUUGAGCCGGUAGAAGAGACUCGUAGCGGAGGGCUGAUGUUCGCUACUGAGCCAGUGGUCGCCUCCCUUGGGGGUAUCCUUGCUCAAAAGGAUGCGGCGGAGUCCUCGGGCAAUCGAUCGCGUUCAGAGAGGAAUUCGCAGGCCUUCCGGACCGUUGAGCUAGAUGAGCUUGAAGUCCAAAAGGGCCUUUUGCAGGUGGCCAAGGGUCUGGAGUUCCUACAUGACUCUGCGAAACUAGUCCAUGGGAACUUCAAUCCCGACGCUGUCUUCGUCAACGCAAAAUCAGACUGGAAGAUCUCCGGUCUGGGCUUCGCAGGACCAGCCGACGGUGCCGAAGGACACCAGUCAAUACCGCAGAUAUCGUUGAGUGAAGUCCUUCAUCACGAUCAGAGAAUUCCACGAAGUGUUCAACUGGAUAUGGACUACACUUCUCCAGACUUUGUGCUCGAUGCGAAUGUCACCUUUGCCGCCGACAUCUUUUCACUCGGACUCGUGCUCUUGGCAUGCUACCGAAAGCCGCACACAUCACCCUUCGAGACGAAUGGCAGUCAGUCCGCUUACAAAAAGAUAUGCAGUACAACGAGUACUGUGCCGAACCCAAGCAACAACUAUCUUUCUGCAAAUCAGUUGCCGAGAGAGCUUGCUUCGACUCUGCCGCGUGUCCUAGCCAGACGGCCUGCGUCGAGGAUGACAGCAACCGAGUUCCAGCAGUCAGAGUAUUUCGACAACAUCCUUGUCAACACCAUGCGCUUCCUCGAUGCUCUACCAGCAAAGACUCCAGCUGAGAAAUCACAGUUCAUGCGUGGUUUGGGUCGAGUAAUGCCACAGUUUCCACCAUCAGUGCUCGGAAAGAAGGUCCUAUCGGCUUUACUUGAUGAGAUGAAAGACAGAGAUUUGCUAGCAUUGAUCCUUCAGAACAUCUUCGCCAUCGUCAAAGCAAUACCAAACAGCAAAGAAGCCGUGUCUGACAAGGUCCUACCGCAAGUGAAAGAAGUGUUUUUAGCAAAAUCGAAGUCCGAGGAACGUGACACUAGCAGGGAAGCUGCCCUUCUAGUGAUUCUUGAGAACAUCAAGCUGCUUGCAGACAAUUGUACCGCCAAGCAGUUCAAGGACGAUGUAUUGCCAAUUGUGCAGGUAGCCAUGGAGUCGACGACACACUCUCUGACAGACGCGGCUCUCCAGACUGUACCAGUCAUCUUACCUCUGAUCGACUUCUCGACCGUCAAGCACGAGCUCUUUCCAAUCGUAGCCAAUGUCUUCGCGAAGACUUCCAGCCUAAGCAUUAAGGUUCGCGGUCUGGAGGCCCUUGGCGUGCUAUGUGGUGUCUCGUCAGCCAGUAUGUCACGCCCUGACGACCUGUCCGGUCGAAUGGAAAACGAGCAGCACGACAAGAAUAUAUCCAGUCUGGACAAAUUUACGAUGCAGGAGAAAGUGGUGCCUCUGCUGAAAGGCAUCAAAACCAAGGAGCCCGCUGUGAUGCUAGCGGCGCUCAAGGUGUUCCGCCAGGUUGGCCAAGCAGCCGAUGCAGAGUUCCUCGCCACAGAGGUUCUACCAGUCCUGUGGACGUUUGCUCUUGGUCCGCUACUGGAUCUAGCGCAGUUUCAAUCUUUCAUGCAAGUCAUCAAGGCCAUCUCGGGAAAGAUUGAGAAAGAGCAGGUGCGCAAAUUGCAAGAGCUGGGUACUGGUCGGGCGGUCUCUGAGUCUCGAAGUGCUUCUUCCGCAGCUCCCGUCAGCAACGGCUUUGCUGGGGCGGGCUCCACGCAGGCAACGGGCAACGAAGACGACUUUGCUAAGCUGGUUCUGGGCAACAAAACCGCAACACGGAAUGAUCCUUUCGCGGGAGCAUUGAGCGAUGGAGAAAGGCUCACGCAGAAUCCACCCACGUUUUCUUGGUCCUCGACCAACAAUCCAGGGGUUGUCUCGCAACCCCAGCGCUCAUUCACACCAAAUAUGACGGCACUACAACCUCAAGCUCCUUCGCGCUCAGUCACACCAGAUGUCUCGGCGGCAUCAUUUCCGUCUUUGCAGCCUUCUACGAGCGGUUCAACAUGGAAUCAACCGGCGACUCGACCAUUGCAAUCGCCUAGCUAUGGUGUGGCUGCUGUCACAAGUCCAGCAUUGGCAUCUUCGCAACAGCGCUCCGGGCUGGCAUCUCCUCCGAUCCUGCCACCUCCACCCAGCAACCCGACAUUCAGCAAUACGGCUUGGCAGCAGCCGAACUACAAUAUCGCACCACCUCCGUCUGCACCGGUAUCUGCACAACCUCAGCAGAGGGUUCCCCAGCAGAAUCCUUUGAGCGUACUGCAGCCACAGCCAAGAGGGGUACCGCAGGCUUUUCAGGCCCAGAAGAGUGGAUUGGAUAAGUACCAGUCGCUGCUGUGA
Cyphellophora attinorum is the source of this 2679-nucleotide messenger RNA. Its product is annotated as Protein kinase domain-containing protein ppk32. Gene Ontology annotation, molecular function: ATP binding; protein kinase activity. The transcript has a single exon. Gene Ontology annotation, biological process: protein phosphorylation. The record is from RefSeq and is a predicted model, not a curated record. Bases 1 to 2679 code for a protein of 892 amino acids. NCBI's taxonomy places the organism in Eukaryota, Fungi, Ascomycota, Eurotiomycetes, Chaetothyriales, Cyphellophoraceae.